UUCCUGAUUGGUCGGCAGCGCCCCCCGGGGCGUGCUUCCGGCGCGCGGAGGAGGGGCCUGUACGGGAGGGCGUGAAGAGGGCCGGGAGCUGAGGUUGUGGAGGCGCUUACCAGGACGGACAUGGCGUGUGGCUUCCGUAGGUCCAUCGCAGGUCAGCUUUCCAGAGUGUUGGAUCUUCCACCAGAAAACUUGAUCAAGUCAAUAUCUGCAGUUCCAGUUUCCAGAAAAGAAGAAGUAGCUGAUUUCCAGCUUUCUUUGGAUUCUUUGUUGGCAAACAAUAACCAUUCAAGCUCAGAUAUUCAAGUUCAAGCCAAGAGACUGGCAGAGAAGCUAAAAUGCGACACAGUUGUGAGUGAAAUCAGCACUGGUCGAGGGACUGUAAAUUUUAAAAUAAACAGAGAACUGUUAACAAAGACAGUAUUACAACAAGUAAUUGAAGAUGGCUCAAAAUAUGGAUUAAAAAGUGAACUUUUCUCUGGUGUUCCCCAGAAAAAGAUCGUGGUUGAAUUCAGUUCACCCAAUAUUGCCAAAAAAUUUCAUGUUGGACAUUUGCGUUCUACUAUCAUAGGAAAUUUUAUAGCAAAUCUCAAAGAAGCUUUAGGACAUCAAGUAACCAGAAUAAAUUACCUUGGAGAUUGGGGCAUGCAGUUUGGUCUUUUGGGAACUGGCUUUCAACUGUUUGGCUAUGAAGAAAAACUCCAGUCCAAUCCUUUACAACAUCUCUUUGAGAUUUAUGUACAAGUUAAUAAAGAAGCAGCAGAUGAUAAAAGUGUAGCAAAAUCAGCACAGGAGUUCUUCCAGAGAUUGGAACUGGGUGAUGCACAAGCAUUUUCACUGUGGCAAAAAUUUCGGGACUUGAGUAUUGAAGAGUACAUCAGAAUUUACAAGCGUCUAGAUGUCUACUUCGAUGAAUAUUCGGGAGAAUCAUUUUAUCGUGAAAAAUCUCGGGAAAUCUUAAAGUUGCUGGACAGUAAAGGACUCCUAAAGAAAACAGUAAAAGGAACUGCUGUAGUGGAUCUCUCUGGGAACAGUGACCCCUCUUCAAUUUGUACUGUAAUGCGAAGUGAUGGGACUUCUCUUUAUGCAACCAGAGAUCUUGCAGCUGCCAUAGAUCGAAUGGACAAGUAUAAUUUUGAUACAAUGAUUUAUGUGACAGAUAAAGGACAAAAAAAGCAUUUUCAGCAAGUGUUUCAGAUGCUGAAGAUCAUGGGAUAUGACUGGGUAGAAAGGUGCCAGCAUGUGCCCUUUGGAGUCGUGCAGGGAAUGAAGACUCGAAGAGGAGAUGUCACUUUUCUGGAAGAUGUAUUAAAUGAGAUUCAAUUACGGAUGCUACAGAACAUGGCUUCUAUUAAAACAACUAAAAAACUUGAGAACCCACAGGAGACUGCAGAGAAGGUCGGGCUGGCUGCGCUCAUUAUUCAGGACUUCCGCGGUGCACUGCUAUCUGACUACCAGUUCAGCUGGGAUCGUAUUUUCCAGAGUCGUGGGGACACGGGAGUCUUCCUGCAGUACACACAUGCCCGACUGCACAGUUUGGAAGAGACCUUUGGAUGUGGUUAUCUGAAUGACUUCAACACUGCUUGUUUACAAGAGCCCCAGUCUGUUUCAAUUCUCCAGCAUCUUCUCAGGUUUGACGAGGUGCUGUAUAGAUCAUCUCAGGACCUUCAACCCAGACACAUUGUCAGUUACCUUCUAACUCUAAGUCAUCUUGCAGCUGUGGCACACAAAACACUGCACAUAAAAGACAGUCCUCCCGAAGUGGCGGGGGCCAGACUUCAUCUUUUCAAAGCUGUCCGUUCUGUUUUAGCCAAUGGAAUGAAGCUUCUUGGAAUCACACCUAAUCUGUGUGCAACUCUUUGCUACCUGAAGAAAUCCCGAAACUCCAUGCUGACUGCAAAAGAGAUCCACUACUGACUACCCACCCACCCAUAAAUUUCAUCAACGGGGUGAAACCAGUUCUUUCUGACCCAUGUAUAGUCAAAAGUAAGCCUCUGUCAGCUCCUCAUCUGGUGAAGACUAAUAGGAGGCAUAAAAUCCUUAGCUAGGUUACCAAGGACUGUGUUUAUAAUGGAACACAGCAGCAUUUUUUAAUAUCUUAUUUCUUCCAUUAAACUUUAAAAAAUUUUUAAUAACAAUUAUACAAAUUAAUGGACUACAAUGCAACACUUUAAUACAUUACAGACACUAUGUACUGAUCAAAUCAGGAUAUCAACCUACUGAUGUUACUUUCCUCUUUUUUCUCAUAUAAUAUGUAAGAGGUUAUUGUGAACUAAACUCAGUCACCAGGCUAUGUAACACUGAGCACUUAUUCCUUCAGUCUAACUCUGAUUUAAAUACCAUUAUCCAAACUUCCAUUGUUAACCCCACCUACCAUCCCAGCCUCUAGUAAUCACUAUUUUGCAUUCAGAUUGAGUUUUGUUAUCUUCUACAUAUGAGGGACAACACGUGACAUUCGGCCUUCUGUGUCUGGCUUAUUUCACUUAACAUGAUGUUCUUCAGUUCCAACUACUUCAGAUUGCUACAGAUGACAGGAAUUCAUUCUUUUCAAAGGCUGAAUACUCAUGAAUUUAAGACAAUUAAAUUUUGUUAUAAAUUUCUUAUCAUCUGCAAAGUUAAGUGUAAUUAACUCAAUAUAUAACAGGAUAGGGAACCAUCUAUUUGCUGCCUACAAAAAACACACCUCACCAACAAAGAUACAAAUUGAAAGUGAAAGGAUGGAAAAAGAUAGUUCAUGCUAAUAGAAAGCAAAAAUGAGCAGGAGUAGCCAUCCCAAAAUCAGACAAGAUAGACUUUAAGACAAAAACUGUUAAACAAACAAGGACAUUUUGUAAUGAUUAGGGGAUCAAUUCAACAGAAAGAUGUGACUAAAAUAAAUGUACAUACACCCGAUGUCAUGGCACAAGACUAUUGAUAACAAAUGUUAACCAAUCUGGCCAGCACCACAGCUCAAUACGCUAAUCCUCCGCCUGCGGCGCCAGCACACUGGGUUCUAGUCCCGGUCGGGGUGCUGGAUUCUGUCCCAGUUGCCCCUCUUCCAGGCCAGCUCUCUGCUAUGGCCCGGGAGUGCAGUGGAGGAUGGCCCAAGUGCUUGGGCCCUGCACCCCAUGGGAGACCAGGAGAAGCACCUGGCUCCUGGCUUCAGAUCAGCGUGAUGUGUCAGCCGCAGCACGCCAGCCACAGCAGCCAUUGGAGGGUGAACCAACGGCAAAAGGAAGACCUUUCUCUCUCUCUCUCUCACUGCCCACUCUGCCUGUAAAAAAAAAAAAAAAGAGAGAGAGAGAGAGAGAGACAAA
Messenger RNA from Oryctolagus cuniculus (rabbit), 3293 nucleotides. The record is from RefSeq and is a predicted model, not a curated record. NCBI's taxonomy places the organism in Eukaryota, Metazoa, Chordata, Mammalia, Lagomorpha, Leporidae.